CCGUAGCCAUUUUGGCUCAAGCCUGGUCGGGCGCGCGCGCGCGCGGGCUCGAGUUCGAUGGCGACGGGGAGACGGCCAGAUGAUCGGCUGUCUGGAGGGCAUCGGCGGGCGCCGCGCGAGCGCCGUCAGGCUCAGCGUUGGGCCGCCCUCUCACGUGAGAGAUUGGCGCAGAGGCAGGCAGCGCAGCUCCUGGAGCUGCAGGGCCUGGCCGAGGCGCCUCCGAGCAUCCUGCGCCGCCUGGCGCUCGUUGCGCCCGUGCUUAUCGCGCAGGAGAAGGGCGAGCAGCUCCAGGAGGGCAGGAUACUAGAGCGGAACGUCGGCUGCCACGCGCAGAACCUCCCGCGGCCUGGAGCUCCGCGGCGCGCCUGGCGGAUCGCCCAGCGCGGCCCGCGGCUCCCGCGCCCGCGGUCGCUCCUGUCUGAGUCGAGGGAUUUCCCGACUGGCUCGGCGGUCUCGCACGUCGCCGACGUCGAGGCCGCCCUUCUGGCGGAUUCCGCUGCCCGCGCCGCCGUGCACGCGGAGAGCGAGGGCCACGUGCAGCCUAGCGAGUACGUGGACACGCUGCGGCGCGAUGCCGACCUCUUCUGGCCGCUUCGGCCCCCGGGACGCUGGGACGACGGCGGAGUGGUGAAGAGCGGCACCGAGGAGGUCGGCACGGGACGCACGCCGCUGAGGUCGUCUGCUGAGCCUUUCCUGCUGUCGGGCAGCGGCAGCCAGCGACGGAGCGACGAAGGCGUUUUGUGCUCUUGUGGAGCAGUUCUGUUCUCUUCCUGCCGUGCCGCCGCUGGUAUUGUGGGUAUUGUGCAGGCGGAUGAUGUGUGCCCUGGAGGUACUGCAGGCCGUGCGCCGCUGCCUCCCGCAUCCGAUGCUGACGGUGGUGCCACUGCUGGUGUGCCAGGCGCGUCUUGCGACGGCUCCGACGUCGACGACGUUACCCUGGACGGUGAGGCCGACGCGGACACCUCGUGCUCGGUCGGCGAGCCGCCAGGUGCCGACCAUGCCGGUACUGCUGCUGCAGCCGCCGCGUACCUCGCCGCCUUCCCGCAGGCCCUCUUCAGCGGGGGCGAUGGCGGCUGGGGCCGCUGCGAGGUCGCGGCAGGGGACUGGUGGCGUGCGAGGGCCGUUGUUGCCCGCGUGUGGCUCACCACAGGUGCGGCGACGGUGCAGGAGUGCGGAGCUGCUGGAUCUGCCGCCCCGCCGCCGCCGCUGCCUGACGAUCUCUUGCGGACCGAGGGCCCGAUGUCGGGGCGUGCCGCAGGCGCUGUGGCGCCGCCGCGGCUGCGGAGGGUCCGCUUCGCAGAUGCCCCGUGCGUGCUCGACAUUGGCUGUUGCUCGGGCGUGCGUGGUAUCCUUCGGCGGGAGAUCGUGCCAGGGUUUCUGGAUCCCGCUUGGACGCGCCAAGCCAAUGCUGUUGACCUGAUGCACAUGAUCGAAGGCGGCUCCUUUGGCCUCAAGGUUCCCCCCAUGCGGAGGCCGCACCAACUUCGUGCGCGAUUCGCGGAUGAGUCUCGUCUGGUCGACGCCCUCCCGCCAGGGAUGUCCGUUGAGCGUGCCAGAGAGUUGAAGCGUCUUAUCAAAUUGUGCGGAGGGCAGUAAGCUGUUGUCUCUGAAGCUACGAGGUCUGUGAGUGAGUCCUUCCUCAUCUCCUCUGCUUGGCUUCCUCUCCCGCUUGCAUUCGCAUUUUUGUAUGUGCACGUGGGCUUCGUGUGGCACUCGUUGAUCGUUGCAGUCCUUUUUUCUUCAGCUCGAUCUUCAGUGCAGCUUCGCUGCUUCUGCAUGCCUCUCGGCACCGCCCGCCCUCGUGGCCCUGGGGCCUAGGCGCCCCCGUUGGCCCUGGCGGCCUGCCCUCGGGGAGGCCCGAAGCGGCCCCUCGUGAGGGCGUGCUGGAGGUUGGCCCGAAGCGGCCCCUCGGGGAGGGCGGCCUAAGCGGCCCCUCCCGCUGGCCCUGGAGGCUCCCGUGAGAGCCUCGGGCUCGGACCUCUUUGGUCCUUUUUUCCUGCCUUUAGAGGCCCCGCCACCCACCCACCCACAAAGGAGCAAGAAGUCGCACACCGUCAUUGUAGCUGUCGCGUGCUUUUCGGACGAAUCUGCGCGGUGCUAUGAGGCGACAUCCCCAUUCUGAAGUGGAUCAGCCCUGCCUCAUUGAUAUUGUUGCAAGCUUGUAGGACGAGUGUUUGUGAGACUGUUUGUUUGCAGUCUCCGGGGGUAACACGUGUUACCCGUCCUCAUGUCACAUGUCCUCAUCCUCUCUCGCCCCCGUAACGGUAACGCUUGGGAGCUGGCCACAGGCGUGAGUCCUUGCAGUUUCCAUCGGACUGGGC
Molecule: messenger RNA, 2321 nt
Organism: Prorocentrum cordatum
Lineage: Eukaryota; Dinophyceae; Prorocentrales; Prorocentraceae
Source: the annotation of a GenBank genome assembly